AUGUGUGUGGUUGCUGUGCUGAGUCCACUAUGUUUCGGCGCUCCUCGCACAUCCAAACCAUGCGAUGAAGAUGGCACAUCAAAAAAUACUCCCGGAUAUAAAGUCGCAUCGGAAAUGCUCACAAAAUCCAUAAAUUUCACGGCCGAUCCGUGCGUGGAUUUUUUCGAGUUCACUUGUGGGAGAUGGAUAACUGCGCAUCCGAUUCCUAACCACAAAACCAGCUACUCGCAAUUCGGAGUGCUUUCUGACAAGGUCCAGGAACAGAUGCGAGAUGUCUUCGAAUCGCCAGAGAUCUUCACUUCGAGGUCUAUGAACACUUUGAAGUCUAUGUAUCGCAAAUGCAUGGACAAGGAAGAGUUGAAUAGGAUAGGCUCUAAAAGGAUGCUGCAAACCAUAAGGAGUUACGGUGCGUGGCCGAUGGUGGAUGGGGACGACAAAUGGCGAGUCGAAGACUUCGAUCUGACGUCGUUGAUGAUUCACGUCAGCGAAGUGAGAGGGCUCGACGUUUUUAUCGCCAACUACGUCUCGCUCGACAACAAAAACGUCUCAAGGAGGCUUAUCGAGUUCGAUCAAGCAGAUCUCGGUUUGGGAGAGUACACACGUGACUACUACUUGGAUCGAGCCAAACACGGCAAAAAGAUUGAAGCUUAUAGACAACUCCUCAUAGGAAAGGUGAAGCUAAUCUACGAGUACGCCAAUCUUCCGAAAAACGAUGAAAAAAUCACAAAGGAUGUAGAUGAGAUCAUCGAGUUUGAGACGAAGAUCGCAAAAAUCAUGGUGGCUGAAGAGGAUCGGAGAGACUAUUCCAAAAUGUAUAACAUUAGACCUUUGAGCGAUAUGCAGAAACUAACACCCAUGAUUGAUUGGUCCAGAUACUUCCAUUCUACAGCACCUUAUUCUGUUCACAAAUAUUUUACGACUGAUCCAGAUAUCUUGAUUGUCGAAAUCGAUUAUAUGAGACGGAUCACUGAACUACUGCAAUUAACCGAUCCACGGAUAAUCACCAAUUACAUAUUCAUUCGUUUCACCUCCUCCUGGAGUGGGGAACUUGGAGAGCGAUUUGAAGAUGUCUCUCAGGUUGGUACAUCUACUACCUAUAAGUCACUAAGAGCAAAAAUAUAG
This is a messenger RNA of Ostertagia ostertagi, 1122 nucleotides long. Lineage: Eukaryota; Metazoa; Nematoda; Chromadorea; Rhabditida; Trichostrongylidae. The record is from the annotation of a GenBank genome assembly.